UAUCUUUAUUGUCAUUUCCUGAGUAUUCGCAUACCCAGAGGAAACAAAAAAACGUUGCUCAACCAGUGUCCAUUCAGUGUGCAUGAAAAAUAAAUAGAAAUAAAAAAUACAUGUAUCAUGAACAAAUUUAACACUCUACUAAACAUUCAACAGGCGUUCCGACCGGCAGCGGCACAACAGUGGCUCUGCUGCAGUGUGUCCAGGUUGGGGGUUUGUGCGCAAUACUUGGCAGGGGGCAAAGUCCGUUUAUCAGUCUUAUAGCCUGUGGGAAGAAGCUGAGGAGCAUCCUGCUGGUUUUGCAGCUAAUGCUCCUGUACCUCUUCCCAGAUGGCAGGAUGGAGAAAAUGUCAUGCAAUGGAAACAUGCCCAAAACAUGUACCAUGUUUUGUAGAAAUUAGGAACUACAGAUGCUGGUUAAUAAACAAAAGGACACCAGGCACUGGAGUAACUCAGUGGGUCAGGCAACAUCUCUGGAGAACAUGGAUGGGUGACGUUUCUUCAAAUUCCUAUUUUUAGUUUGAAGAUAGACAAAAAGCUGGAGUAACUCAGUGGGUCAGACAGCAUCUCUGGAGAAAAGGAAUAGGUGAUGUAUCGGGUCCCUUCUUCAGAUGCCUAUUUUUAGUUUAUUCCUUUUUAUUACUGCAAACACAAUUAAAUUACUUUCAUGCUGCUUUAUUCAACAGUUCUGAAGCUCUGUUUGAAAGUCUGGUCAUUGUCACUGGCACACACAAGCUGGAAGGCAUGCAGAUUAUUUAUGGAGUUCACAAGGUCAUCUUGCACGAAUACUUUAUUUUUGAACUGUUUGGGGUUAAAAUUCCAGACAACGACAUUGCUCUCGUCAUGGUGAAGGAACCAAUCGUAUUUAACAAACUUGUGUCGCCCAUAUGCUUCCCCGAUGACCGCUACCUUGACAUCAGCACCCUGGAGAACUGUUGGGUCACUGGAUGGCAGAUGUUAAGUCUUGCUGGAAGUCCCAUCUCUCCCAUCUACCAGACUGUGAAGCAGCCAGUCAGCCAUGAGAAGCUGGAGGUCUGUGAGAAGUUCUACCCUGAAAACCUGAAGGAAAGUGUGAUUUGUGUGACCAAUGUGGACAAGCAGCAGUCUCUCUGCAUGGGAGGUUAUGGUGCCCCACUUGAGUGUCAGGACAAGAGGACUAAAAUGUGGGUGGUGGCCGGGGCAGCAAGCCACUGCCCCCCGUCCUGUAACCACACGGCUCUCUUCACCAGCUACGUCCACUAUGUGGACUGGGUGAAGCAUGUCACCAUCUUGGCAGGGCACCCCUUCGUUCCCUAUGGACUUCCUCCCAAACCCACCCAGCCCUGCCACCAAAUCCAGCACCCCAAACGCACCCUGCCCAGCCACAAACCCCAGCACCCCAAACCCACCCUGCCCAGCCACAAACUCCAGCACCACGUCGAAUGCAACCCGUGGCAGAAACCAAAGAGAAAUCGAGAAGCCAGGAGGCAGUGGAAGGGUCGACACCACAAGGCCAUUUUUGAGAGCAACUCAUCGAAUGCAGAGCGGAAGCCACGGCAAGUCCUUGGUGCAGCUGUGUGCAUCGUACAACUUGCACUGUUCACCUGACCACUGGGAUGAAGCACAGAUUGUCGAACUGAGAAUAUUUAUUUUAUCACGGACAUUCCUAUUACCUCGAGUUCAACAGGGCGAGAUAUUGAAUUGAUUUUGUUGAUCCUGCUCUUUUGUGUGCCAAGAUCAGAUGGAAGGACUUGGGAAGCAGUCAGAACAUUACGAAAAGCACGGUGGCUGCAGGGAAAUAAGUGGGGGAAACGGAGCUGUUCUCAGAGCUCAAUGGGCCGAAUGGCAGCAGCCUAUGUUGGAAAGAAAGAACAAGUUAAUAUAACAUUUGCUAUAACAGUUUGCAAUUGGGAUUUUUAUUUUCCUUUAUGUUCCCAUCAGCACAUCAAGUUAAUUUCUUGCACCAGUUCUUAAUAUAAAGAUAUUUUGGGGAUCCAGCAAACUCAAUGCCAAAUGCAAGGCUUUGUAUUAAUUAUCCUGGGCAAGUAAGCGAGUGCUGUGUGUGUUGUGGUGGGGCAAUAUCAUUCGAGCUGACAUUCUUACUUUACAUGCCCAUUAAUGCAUAAAAGCAAGAUAAAUAUAUAAUGUACAAUAUUUUUUUUUAAAUAUAGUGGAAUUCCCUGCCUCAGAGGGUGGUGGAGGCCGGUUCUCUGGAUACUUUCAAGAGAGAGCUAGAUAGGGCUCUUAAAGAUAGCGGAGUUAGGGGAUAUGGGGAGAAGGCAGGA
Leucoraja erinaceus (little skate) is the source of this 2261-nucleotide messenger RNA. RefSeq names its product inactive serine protease 54-like. Gene Ontology annotation, biological process: proteolysis. Lineage: Eukaryota; Metazoa; Chordata; Chondrichthyes; Rajiformes; Rajidae. The record is from RefSeq and is a predicted model, not a curated record. The transcript has 3 exons. Gene Ontology annotation, molecular function: serine-type endopeptidase activity. Bases 742 to 1584 code for a protein of 280 amino acids.